Penicillium daleae is the source of this 1503-nucleotide messenger RNA. RefSeq lists its product as uncharacterized. The transcript has a single exon. Bases 1 to 1503 code for a protein of 500 amino acids. Gene Ontology annotation, biological process: transmembrane transport. The record is from RefSeq and is a predicted model, not a curated record. Lineage: Eukaryota; Fungi; Ascomycota; Eurotiomycetes; Eurotiales; Aspergillaceae.
AUGAAGAGCUUCAAGCCCGUUUUCUUGUGCGAGGUGAAAGGAGCUGCGGAGACACAGCAAGUGGCAAGUGUACAAUAUGCGAAAAAUGAUAUCAAUACCGUCGUGGCUGCUGAGAAGGUAUCUGGAUACAGGGUCAACGCAAGUUCCCGCCUCGUGGACCGCUGGCUUGAUACCCUUGUGCGAUUCGCUGGUUCCGCUCCCGUCUUCCUGGUUAUUGUUAGUGGCCUCUUGACCUGGGCCCUGAUGGGUAUUCGCUUCGGCGACUCGGAUGUCUGGGUAGCUGCCAUCUCCGAUGUCCAGGCUAUUCUGUGCUAUGUUUUCGACUCCCUCCUGAUGCGACAGCUUCUUCGUGAAUACACCGAGCAGCGUGAGGCCAUGGUCAAAAUCCAAUCGCGCUGCAAUAGUCACCACCGCAUGCUUCUCAAAGUUAAGAAUAAGCUGGGGCCAGAGGGGAUUCGAGAAGUGGCGGAGAAGUGUAAAGACGAGCCACUGGAGCCUCUGGACCACGGGUUGCGUACACAGACUCUGUUUGCCCGGUGCAUCAUCUUCUCGGCGAAGAAGUUUGGCCAUAUCGUCACAGUCGGCAUGUAUUGGGUCUGCAUCUUCAUCUGGCUUGGCUUUGGUCCAAAGUGCAACUGGUCCAAUCGCUGGCAGCUAUACAUCAACGAUGCCACGUCCGCUCUGAUGGUCCUGGUUUUUGCAUUCCUUGCCUGCCUACGGGAAUGUUAUGCCGAUUAUACCAACACUUGUUUGGAUGCAAUCUUCCGGCUCGACUCCACUCUCGAGAGUGAGCUUCGUCUUCUUAGCGAAGACGACGUGCCAAAUCCUGUUGAAGUCAAUGUCCCGCCAAAAGAGAACUACCUCCAGAAGGUGAUCUACUACUACGCCGAUAUCAUCGGCACACUCGUGGGAAUUCUAUUCCUCAUAGCAGUGAUCAUCACCUGGGCAGCCGUCGGCCCGGUCUUCCAUUUCAACAAUACCUGGUGGCUGCUCAUCGGGACCUAUGCCGGGCUGGUCGGACUGUUUGACAGCUUCGUCCUCCGCAAUGUCCAGAACAAGGUACAUCAGAAUACCAAGUCUCAGGUUCGCCAUGUAGAGGCAUUUGACAUGGCACUGUUCGCCGGGUUGUCCGUCCCAAUUCCUGCCGUGAAGGAUGUCAAAGCCCCGUCUCUCAGCCGUCGGGUCUCACGAAAGAUGGAUGCUGUCAGUUCCCACCUUCUCAUGGUCGUCGCCGGCUUCAUCGUCACCAUCGGCUGCUUGGUUGCAUCUAGUGCCAUGCGCUGGAGUCUGACUGGACAGUUGAUCUCGAACGUGCCUCCCAGUAUCCUUGAAACUUUCUUCAUGUUGAUCCUGAUCACGGGGCAGAAUGACGCAGAGGCUGGCGCCCGUGUAGACUUGACAAAUAUUUACUACCGUCGUCAGCGGCUGUUGUCGUUCAUGAAACAUGCAAGUGAACACCGCCUGAAGCAAGAAGAUGAUGAGGUUGCCACGGAAUCUCAGUGA